CCCCUGGUUACUGUGCGUUGCUACAACGAUCUGAUGGCCGGCGUCGCCAGUCCUUAAGUACGCUCGGCCUUACAUCUUUCCUUUCGCCUUCGUUCGUUCUUGCCCCGUCGGUGUCUACGCCCACCUUUUUGUUUCUUUCAUCCUUUCACUUGGCCGCUGGUCGACCUUCGAAUCGCAACCUUCCUUCAGCCUCCUAGUCAAUUGCAUUCUAUCCCUCCCCAUACCCCAAUUCACGAUGAUCUCCUCUCGUUCCACCCUUUUCGCCAUCGCGGCCUUCUUGUUCGCUGGUCAGGCUAUCGCAGCUCCUAUGCCGAUGCCGAUGCGGCAGGCACUGGUGGCCAGAGAACCCGCUGUACCGUUCGAGGUCAUCCCUGCUUACAUUAAGAGGGCGGACCUGAAUACCGUGGCCGAGGAGACGCCCACGAAGGGCGAGAAUGGCAGAAUAGUGGCCUACAGGCGUGCUGAUGUCAACACCAUGGCCGAGGAGACGCCUACGAAGGGCGAGAAUGGCGCGAUCGUGGCCUACAACAAGCGCGCCGACGUGAACACCGUGCCGGCUGAGAAGGCCACAAAGAGUGAAACGGGCGAGAUCGUAGCCUACGACAAGCGUGCCGACGUUAACACGAUUCCAGCUGAGAAGGCCACGAAGAGCGACACGGGCGAGAUUGUAGCCUACGACAAGCGCGCAGACGUGAACACCAUGCCAGCUGAGCAGCCCACGAAGAGCGAGAAUGGCCAGAUCGUGGCAUAUAACAAGCGCGCAGACGUGAACACCAUACCGGCUGAGCAGCCCACGAAGAGCGAGAAUGGCCAGAUCGUGGCAUAUAACAAGCGCGCAGACGUGAACACCAUACCGGCUGAGCAGCCCACGAAGAGCGAGAAUGGCCAGAUCGUCGCGUACUAGGCAUCAUCUGGGAGCAUGCCGUGGGAGGACUGUUGUAAGAGUAGAGCACGUCUGACUGUUGUCUGUGGAAGAAGCUGGCUUCACGGUGGCGAUUUUGUUAUUGCAUUUCUGUAAAGCUUUUGGCGUAGAUAUUGCUCGUGAACACCCUUCGUUUUAUGUUCAUCUUGCAAUGCAACGAACUAGCAAGAGUCGCUACAGAUUAGUGUCUGCUACGCUGCUUUUAUUCCCUG
This is a messenger RNA of Gloeophyllum trabeum ATCC 11539, 1134 nucleotides long. RefSeq lists its product as uncharacterized. The coding region runs from base 236 to 904 and encodes 222 amino acids. The transcript has 3 exons. The record is from RefSeq and is a predicted model, not a curated record. NCBI's taxonomy places the organism in Eukaryota, Fungi, Basidiomycota, Agaricomycetes, Gloeophyllales, Gloeophyllaceae.